UAACAGGAAUACAACUUGGAAGGUCAGUUUGUGUGUUUUGAAAAUCAACUGUACGCGCACAUGUAUGUGCCAGAUGGCAAUGGCUCCUUCCCUCGAGGAACAUGGUUUUAUAUGGUUUUCUGUGUGUACUGGGAGCACAUGUUCCGACCUAUUCAAGCAGCACACCGCGCAGCAUUAACCUUGUUCUGUUGGGAAACCCUUGGUUCAGAAAAGAGACUUUUCGCUUUUGGCUGGCAUCCUCGAAAUGACCUCGUUCGAUUCGAUCCAUCAUAUCGAAAGUCACCGGCCUCACCGACAUUUCUUUUCUUCUUUCAGAUUCGGUACCAGUGAUUCGCACUCGAUAGUGCGGAAUCUUACGUUCCGGUUCGUCAAAGGAACAGGGGGUCUUUUUUUCAGGCAUCAGCGACAAAGGCGAGACAAGACAGUACAAACGAAAAACCACCGCAAGUCCAACACCGAUACCGCGUACUGAAGGCAGCCGGGCGCUUUUAGAGUUGGCAAAAUGUAUGGAACUGGAUGGAUGUUUUGACGAAGAGCGACCGAAAAGGGGACGAGAACAAGCAGUAUUUUGCGAGAAUGGAGGUGGGUAUCCAGGUUCUGCUGCCUUUCUCUUUUGAAAUAUGCAUGACAGUGUCGACCUUUUGGUGUGGAUGGAGGAGCUGCUCCCCCCCCUCCCCCACAACGCAACUUACGAUGUGUAUCGGAGAAGAGUCAGUCAUGGGACUCGUCACUCUGAGUCGGAACCUCUAUAGAAAUCGAGAAGGGCAGGCAGGGCGUUGUCCGAUUCAACAUCCAGGAAGCAAUGUCACGAUAUCCUUUUUUGGUUUUGUUUGAUGAUUCGCUUUCGGGGUAAAGUUAAGACCCGGUUCCGAUGCGAGCGACAUUACAGUUCUGCAUGUGGUGUACCCCCCUG
Exophiala oligosperma is the source of this 913-nucleotide messenger RNA. RefSeq lists its product as uncharacterized. The transcript has a single exon. The record is from RefSeq and is a predicted model, not a curated record. Bases 517 to 834 code for a protein of 105 amino acids. NCBI's taxonomy places the organism in Eukaryota, Fungi, Ascomycota, Eurotiomycetes, Chaetothyriales, Herpotrichiellaceae.